This is a messenger RNA of Pelobates fuscus (common spadefoot toad), 2993 nucleotides long. It is a transcript of the gene FAM131B, whose product is annotated as family with sequence similarity 131 member B. The record is from RefSeq and is a predicted model, not a curated record. The coding region runs from base 326 to 1285 and encodes 319 amino acids. Lineage: Eukaryota; Metazoa; Chordata; Amphibia; Anura; Pelobatidae. The transcript is spliced from 7 exons.
AGAGGCAGAGAGAACCUGAAAGGCAUUGAGAUCAGGAGACAGUAGGAGGGAGGGAGGGAGAGAGAGAGGGAGGGAGAAACAAAAAAGAGAGGGCUGCGUCUUCUCGUCACGUCCGGAGACAUCCCCAACAUGAUCGUCCGGCUCCCAGCUCGGAGCCCCCAGUGAAGGGGCCCCUGCUCCCUGUGUCUCCCCCUCUCUCCUCCCCCCUCUCUUUUCCUUCUCUCCCCCUCUCUAUCCUUACCUCUGCCCCCUCCCCCCCGCACUGUCACCCCCUACCCCCAUCUCUGGCUGCCUGUAGCCCCCCACCCUUCCGCACCCCCUCACCAUGGGCUGCAUAGGAUCCCACAGUACAGGCAGUGAUGGGGCAGCUCUGGAAUGGAAGGGUUUUAAAGAUGCGGAUCAAGGGACUACUGAGAACAGCUCAGUGCAUGGAAGCAGCACCCACAGACCUUCUAAUGAGACCCGAACAGACUUCUCCUGGGACGGGAUUAAUCUGUCCAUGGAAGAUACCACCUCGAUCCUUCCUCGACUGAAGAGACAUUCCAAUGCCUAUGGAAUUGGUGCUCUCGCCAAAUCUUCUGUCAAAGGUGUCUCUCGCACGAUGAAGGAUCACGUCACUAAACCAACAGCUUUAGGUUCUGGCCGAGUAGCUCACAUGAUAGAGUGGCAAAGCUGGGGCCAACCACCACCACCAACUAACGAAAGCACCAGGAUGGACAGUGAUGCAUACUCAGAUCUGAGUGAUGGCGAGAAAGAAGCACGGUUUCUGGCUGGUGUAAUGCAACAGUUUGCUAUUUCAGAGGCAACGCUCAUGGCUUGGUCAUCGAUGGAUGGGGAAGAGGAAAGUGUUAACUCAAACCAAGAAAGACAAAGUGAAACUUACCAGGAACUUCUAGAAAACCAGGAUAAUCUUGCACAGACACACUCUGACUGCUGGCCUCACUCCUAUGUGUCCCAAGGACUCUACUGUCUCGGCUCCUCUGAAGCUUGGGCCAGCAGUGAGCAGUCUCUGACCGUGUCUCCGGCACCGACAGGUGGGGUAAUAACAAACCCUGGGCCUGAGGGUGAGGAAAAGCAGCUGGAGGAUAUCUGUGAAAUUUCCCACAAGUUGAUACAGUCUAAGAUCUCCCCAUCUGAAGAUGACGAUGCUCUCUGCCAUGAUCUGCAGUCUCUUUCUCCAACACGUGAGUGCGACAGCCCCCCACAAAGCCGAAAAGUUUCCGAUGUUGCCACAUCCGGAGUGCAGUCUGGAGAGGAGGAAGAGGAGAGAGAAAUGGAGAACUGACUCACUGUGUGAGAAAGAGAGAGAGGACCAGGAGGAAGGGAAAGAAAGAGAAGACAAGUGUGAGCUCUGGGCAUCAUUUCUCAAACUGUCUCAGCAGAAUGAAUGGCGGCAGAAUUAUAAAAACAUACAGUAGGUUAUGUCGGUGUGGGGCUAGCAGAGUGCUCUGCAGUGUCAGCACAGCUGUCACACUGCGAAGUUAGCUCCAGCAUUUCUUCAUGGCACUGUGAUAUCGGUACCAAUGCACUGCAGUGUCCAUUCCAGAAUUUACCUAACACACUGCAGUGUCAGUACUGGUGUUAGGCAGAGCACUGCACAUAAUAGGGCUACACAACACACUGCCGUUUUGGUACUGUUGGCUAGAGAGUGCACUGCAAUAUGUGAAACUUUUUUAAUGUGAGGACAAUGAAGGUAGGUGGCCCAAACCAUUGGCCUACCUAGUCCCCUGUGGGACAUUAGUCUUCUCUACCCAUAGGGGUGUGUUAAGAGAAGACCCUUAGUUUCAAAACUAGGCCAUAAUCCCAAGCAAAGCAACACGACCUCAAAACACAACGAAGGAAAAACUCCAUUUGCUUUCAACGGGAUUCCUUCUCGACAAAGGGCGCUGUUGUUUUGCUUUUGGUAUGAGUCUGUCUGCAUAAUCUGGCCGUUCUUCAUUCCGGUUUGUAGGACUUUAAUUUGAUGACAUGAGAAAGUCCAUGUAAUACACUGUGAGAUAUAUUUCACAAGGUCUCAAAGGAUAAAGCAAACCCUUACAGGUAUUCACAGCACGGUUUCCAUGGUUUCUGCUGUCUAGUGGCUGUGCCAUGCAACCCGAUAUGCAGUACAGUGCCAAGCACACUGACUGUGGCUCUACAUGUACACAGGCCUUGGGCUAAAGACCUUUGGAAGCAUUGACAAACCCCCUGAGGGGCUCUUUACACCGCUGUAUUGACAGUUUGAUAAAUGAUACCCAUUUUGUGAGACCGUGAAUGUCAGUUCCUUCACACAUGCAGGUUGUCUCUCUUGCUGUCUUCUCUUGCUGUCUCUUGGCAUGUCAAGCUUCCACUCUCACGCCUGUCUCUACCUGUACAGAGUGAGCUGUUUCAUCAGCCACACAGAAUAAAAGAGAAGACUGAUAUUUGGGGGGUUCUCGCAUGCCUUAAAGUGACCACCCCAAAACUGCCUAAACCAUUGCCAAUACCCCAGAAACUACAUUCCUGCCAAAGACCCACAGAGCAUCACUUUAUUAACCCCCUCCCUGCCAAAGAUGUACUCCCCAGGUGGAUGCAGAGCAUUGCUCCAAGCAUGCGUUCUCUGUCUAAUGUAUACAUGCAUCAAUUUAUACUUCUGCCUGAAAAGCAUUGCGCCACGGCCCCUUUUAACGGCCCACAGAGCAUUGAUUAGCGAUAAUAUUGUUUAUUUUUCUAUUCAUUUAUCGUGGUGAUCGGCUGCAGAGCAUUGCAACAUUAAUCCCCCCCUUCAUCCAAAUUCAGAGCAUUUAUUCUUCACCACUAGAAAUAUUGAGGAUAAUGUUAUUUCCUGCUUAUUGAGUUUAUUGAGAAGGUCCUGUCUGCAUGUUACAAAAAAAAUCAAAAGCAUAAAUGUCAAGACAGUUCUCCAUAACAGUUUAAAACCCCAUAGACUGUAAGCUCGUCCCAUAGACUGUGAGCUCGUCCUAUAGAUUGUGAGCUCAUCCAAUAGACUGUGAGCUUGUCCAAUAGACUGUGAG